Syzygium oleosum is the source of this 2872-nucleotide messenger RNA. RefSeq names its product RAP domain-containing protein, chloroplastic. The record is from RefSeq and is a predicted model, not a curated record. NCBI's taxonomy places the organism in Eukaryota, Viridiplantae, Streptophyta, Magnoliopsida, Myrtales, Myrtaceae. Bases 234 to 2228 code for a protein of 664 amino acids. Gene Ontology annotation, biological process: chloroplast rRNA processing; regulation of mitochondrial mRNA stability; mitochondrial RNA processing. Gene Ontology annotation, cellular component: mitochondrial matrix; ribonucleoprotein granule; chloroplast. Gene Ontology annotation, molecular function: RNA binding. The transcript is spliced from 4 exons.
GUAUCUGUUAAUUUGGUGUGUGCCAUUGCCACCUCAAUCGCAUCCUUGGUUUCGUCAUCGUUCCUGAAGAGCUGGGUUGCUUGCUUGCUUGCUUGCUUUGGGAGGCCCCUCCUCCUUCUUCAUUGCUGGCCUCGACCUCGUCUUCUGCGGUUGAGAAUUGGACCGGUCCUUUUCUUGUCGGUAAGAGUUAUUCGUUCUCCUCUUUCGCAUUCGCAGAAGCUUUAAGCAAAAGAAUGGAGGGGUUAUGUAACACCGCCCUCCCUCACCAGCUAUUGUCAAGACCCUUCGCUUUUAGCCCGGCAAAAUCGCUUCUCGCUCUACCCUUCUCGUGCUUGAACUUGAGAAGCGGGGUUCUCCACCAGAAACCCGAGACGGGUCCUUCGUCGAGAAACUGCUCGUGUUUGAGUUUGAGUAGAGAUGGUGGGGAUGGCGUUGCGACCUCCACUGAUGUUAAAGAUGACUGGGAGCUGGAAUUGCUUGGUGAGAUUGACCCUUUGGGCUUUCAAUCCCCUAAAAAGAGGAAGAAACAGGACAAGUCUAAGCUGUUGCGCGACACCGAUGCUAUGGAGUGGUGUGUGAGGGCUAGAAAGGUUGCUCUUAAGGGGAUUGAGGCUCGGGGGCUUUCUCGUACUAUGGAAGAUUUGGUUUCCGUUAAGAAGAAGAAGAAGAAUAAGAAUAAGAAGAGAAACGGCGGUAAGAAGCUCGGGAACAAGUCGAAAACCGAUAAAGAGGACGGGAUUGAUAGCGAUGGAGAAUGGGACUUGGAUGUGGAUGAAGAUGUGGAAUUGGAAGACAUUGAGGAUUUGGGUAUUGAUGACUUGAGUAAGACUGUGAGUACAAUCGCCGGUGGGAUGUUCCAGGAGAAGAAGGGGAAAACAAAGGCAGAGUUUGUCCAGAGGCUAUCCCAAUUCUCGGAGGCAUCGUCGGACCGCAGGAAAGAAGUUAACUUGAACAGAGAUAUCGUAGAAGCGCAGACUGCUGAAGAAGUUCUCGAGAUAACUGCAGAUAUGAUCGUGGCGGUCAGGAAAGGCUUGAGCCCUUCCCCUCUGUCCCCCUUGAACAUUGCUACUGCGCUACAUCGAAUCGCCAAGAAUAUGGAGAAAGUCUCGAUGAUGAGCAACCGCAGGUUAGCAUUUGCCCGGCAGCGGGAGAUGUCGAUUCUUGUGGGUCUUGCAAUGAUGGCCUUACCGGAAUGCUCGGCUCAAGGUAUAUCAAAUAUUUCGUGGGCGUUAUCUAAAAUUGGAGGGGAAUUGCUUUACAUUUCAGAAAUGGAUAGGAUAGCAGAGGUGGCCUUGGCCAAGGUAGGGGAGUUCAAUUCUCAGAACGUGGCAAAUAUCGCUGGCGCUUUUGCUUUGAUGCAACAUUCUGCUCCUGAUCUUUUUCCGGAAUUGUCUAAGAGAGCAUCCGAUAUUAUUCACACUUUUCGAGAGCAGGAACUUGCUCAGCUUUUGUGGGCCUUUGCUUCUUUAAAUGAACCUGCUGAUCCUUUCCUGGAAUCUCUGGACAAUGUCUUUAGGAAUGCCAACCAAUUCGAGUUCUGCUCUCGCAAGGAAGUUGGUAAGAAUAAUGAAAUUAUCGGCAAGGCAGACAUAUUGGAUCUUGAGAUAGAUGGAGUGCUGGACUCUCCUAAUCUGAACCUAAGUAGAGAUCAGCUGGGUAACAUAGCUUGGUCCUAUGCAGUUCUUGGACAACUGGACCGUAUGUUCUUUUCCCACAUAUGGAAAACUUUGUGCUACUUCGAGGAGCAGAGGAUCUCAGAACAAUUCAGGGAAGAUAUCAUGUUUGCUUCUCAGGUUCAUCUUGUCAAUCAGUGCUUGAAGCUGGAGUACCCACAUCUUUGUUUGUGCCUUCCUAAUGAUCUCGAGGAGAAAGUUGGUCGAGCAGGAAAAACUAAAAGGUUUAAUCAGAAAGUUACCUCAUCAUUUCAGAAAGAAGUCGCGCGUCUCCUGGUAAGCACCGGCCUUCAUUGGGUUAGAGAAUACGUUGUUGAUGGAUACACAUUGGAUGCUGUGUUGGUUGAUAAGAAAGUAGCAUUGGAGAUUGAUGGACCAACCCAUUUCUCAAGAAAUAGUGGAGUACCCUUGGGACAUACAAUGCUUAAGCGUCGGUAUAUUGCUGCAGCUGGUUGGAAUCUCGUUUCUUUAUCUUAUCAAGAGUGGGAGGAACUUCGGGGUGAGUAUGAGCAGCUAGACUUCCUGAGGGGACUUCUUGAAGAUCAUAUAAAUUGAGCCAAAAUUCACGCAGCAUAGGCGCUGCUGCAGGCAAGGCUUUCAUCAAGAGCUCUCUGAAGAAGAGGUAUCGGUAGCAUUAUUAUUGCCUUGACAUUCAGGCAAAAGAUUUUGGCUCUGCUCCCUGAGACAUGAUUGGGAGAGAGGGGCCAGUUACACCAUUUGGAGAAACCCCGUCAACAAGCAAGGAUGAACUGCCCACCUUAAGAAGAACAGAAGAGAUCACAGUUACCACGACAACUGGGUAUGCCAACCCGUUGUCUUCCAUCCGACUGUCCUAAUUUUCAGUAGAGAUGGGAAAUGUUAUCAUCAGAUCCUACACGAGUAGUAGACAAGGAAGUCCUGAGAUCAGAUAAAUAGUUUCAGUUUCAUCUGUAUAUGUCCGAGUGCUGUAUCGAUAACUGGCUGAUGUCCUACCAUCUGCAUGGGUUGCCUAGUGGCAUAGAUUAUGCUUGCCAGACCAGACUAGGCAUUGGCAGGACGAGCCUGUAAAAUCAUCCUUUUACUAGCAGUGGGGGGGAAUGCAUUGGCUUUGUUGUCAGCCCUGCAAUUGCAUCGUUCCGGCGUGUAGCCGCUUUACCAGUUAACAUGCAGACGACCACUUGCACAUUGUAUUGUUUAUUUGAUGGGGGAUGGACUUCUUU